UUAGAUUAAAAUAUAACUCUUUGGGAUCAAUUUCUUUUCAUGAAACGGCAGUUCUCACAAUGUUUACUAUAUUAUUGAUGUUAUGGUUUUUCAGAGAUCCUGACUUUUUUAAAGGUUGGGCGCCAGCGCUUUAUCCCAAAUCGUCUAACUAUAUAAGCGAUGCUACCGCUGCUAUGUUGAUAGUGUGUCUAAUGUUUCUCAUACCGGCUAAUCCUCGAGAUUUGGUGAAUUCACCGCCACUGAUGACCUGGAAAGCCGUUCAGAGGAAGGUGCCCUGGGGGGUCUUCCUAUUAAUGGGCGGUGCAUUAGCCAUGUCAUCUGGAAUUAAGAAAUCAGGAUUGUCCGAAAUAAUAAGCACCCACCUACGAAACAAUUUGAAAAAUUUGUCACCAAUUAUACUGCAAAUAAUUGUUUCAAUAAUAUGCAUGUUUUUCACCGAAGUGUCCAAUAAUGCGGCCACAAGUUCUAUAUUUUUGCCGAUUGUUAAACAAUUAGCCGAAUCGUUGGGUUUGAGUCCAUUGAAGUUUAUGCUUCCCGUGACUGUUGUCUCGUCGUUUGCAUUCAUGUUUCCGGCCGGUUCUCCCAGUAAUGCCAUUGUCUAUGAAGCGGCUAAUCUAAAAGUUUAUGAAAUGGCAAUUCCCGGUGUGUUUUGCAAGUUUAUAUGUCUCAGUAUUGUUAUAUUGUCAAGUAAUACAUGGGCUCAUGUAGUCUAUAAUAUGGUUGAUAUAGAUAUUCAUUCAAUGAACAAUACAGUUAAAACUAUAUAUGAACUUAAUUUACACGGUUAA
Messenger RNA from Oppia nitens, 788 nucleotides. RefSeq names its product Na(+)/citrate cotransporter-like. Gene Ontology annotation, biological process: monoatomic anion transmembrane transport; citrate transport. Gene Ontology annotation, cellular component: membrane. The coding region runs from base 60 to 788 and encodes 242 amino acids. Gene Ontology annotation, molecular function: succinate transmembrane transporter activity; citrate transmembrane transporter activity. NCBI's taxonomy places the organism in Eukaryota, Metazoa, Arthropoda, Arachnida, Sarcoptiformes, Oppiidae. The transcript has 5 exons. The record is from RefSeq and is a predicted model, not a curated record.